UCACAACCGGGUGACCGCCGGAGGCAGGGAGAGAAGAAAGGCUGGAAGGUCGCCUUUGUAGGGGGGACAUUUUGGUUGCAGGACAUGUUGUCUAAAGCAAGCACGGAUUUUGCUGAGGAGGACAAUAUUCCAUCCGGCACAACACAGAGGCUCCUGUUCAGGUGGAUUGUGCAGGAGGGUGAUGGAGGUACCGCCUCACUGGGGAAUGGAAGGACAUUCAGAAAUAACGAAAUGACGCCCUCAGCGCCUCCUCGGUCCCUUUCUCUUUGUGGCAUAAAGGAAGCAGCUUUUGUUAAGCCAGAACAGGGUCUCGUGUCCUUUGAGGAUGUGUCUGUGCAUUUCACAACGGAGGAAUGGGCGCUGCUGGAUCAAGACCAGAAGGCUCUGCACAAGGAAGUCAUGGGAGAAAACUGCGAGAAUCUGGCUUUUCUCGGAAACAACCCCUAG
Molecule: messenger RNA, 447 nt
Organism: Pogona vitticeps (central bearded dragon)
Lineage: Eukaryota; Metazoa; Chordata; Lepidosauria; Squamata; Agamidae
Source: RefSeq, a predicted model, not a curated record